AGCUUGCCUGGUAUAGUGCUUGGCCUGUAGCAAAGUGGUAGGCAGACACACUGCAUGCAGGGUGUUCCAGGUUUAGCCCCCGGCAUCUCCAGAUAAGGGGGGGAACUCCCUCCUCAAACCCUGGAGAGCAGCUGCCAGUCAGUGCUGAUAAUACUGUGCUAGAUGGGCCCCUGGUUUGAGUCAGUAUAAGGCAGUUUGCUAUGUUUUUUCCAUGGUUCUGGUAACAGGGCUGGAAGAAGAGUCUUUAUCUUAAACAAGACUUCCCCAGCCUGGUGCUCUCCAGGGGAAGUCUAGUGAAGGCUGAAUGGAAGCCUCAGGAGGGUCUUGUGGAGCUGAAAUCACCUGCUGGGAAAUUCUGGCAAACAAUGGGGUUUGCAGAAAAUGGAAAGCAGUAUCUUCUGCCAGAAGAAGCUCUGUAUCUUCUGGAAUGUGGAUCUGUUCACCUGUUUUACAAAGACUUACCUAUGUCCAUCCAGGAAGCCUAUGAAAACCUGGUAUCCCAGAAGCUGGUCAGCCUUCUGAAGUACCAGGUGUACAGCCACUUGAAGAGACUGGGUUACAUCGUUCUGAGAUUCCAUCCAAGCAUCAUUCCAACACCUUAUGAGAGGCAGAUGAAUCUGGACAGCCACUGCCAAAGUAAAGAGAGGAGCCACCACAAGAGGAAAAGGAGUUCCAGCCCUCGGUUGCAGGACAAGACAUCGAAAGCAUCUGAGGAAUCUCAGGAAUGCAAAGAGUCAGCCAAAAGGGCCAGGAGGCAUCAUGAAGAUUCUGGUCCCCCAUCAUCAGAUAGUGCACUCAGGGAAGGAAUGGAGGUAUCUGAUGCUAAAGAGGCUCUUGUGGAGCCAGUUCCAUCAUCCAGUGUCUCAAGAAAAGAUGACUCUCCCACUGGUACUCAAGAUGAGAAGGAGAGAUCUAGCAAGACCUCUUCCCGUUGGGACUUCACCACUAUUGUUUUCCCCAACAUGGGUGCUGAUUGCCUACAACUUAUCCUGCCAGAGCCGGAUAAGAGGCUACUCCCAGAGAACAUAACAGCACGGGAGUUUGAUGCAACCAGGUGGCAGCGGAAGAUCAACCUGAAGCAUGAGAAGCUCACCCGCAAGGAGCGGGAGCAACUGAAGUGGGCGAGCCGGUACAAGAGCAGCAUCAACAAGGACAAAGAGGUCAGGCGUUGCUCCACCUGGCAAGAGUACAAGGCCCUUCUGGAAGGGAGGAGGCUGCGGAAGGCGAGAGCCUGCCCUGCUCACCUCUGGGGACAGGAAGUCACUCCUCUUGUGAAGCCAGAACAAGGGCUGUCAACAGCUGAUGUCCUCCAACAGAUUAGUGUGUUCCAGCCUUCACACAUCCUGGAUGAGGCAUCUCGCCUGCAGAACAGUUGCACAGACCUGAAGAUUGAUUUCGAUGUAUAUAAAGCAGAUGCAGCUUCGAGCUUUAAGAAGAAUGACCCUGGGAGGCCUUGUGUCCGGAUGUGUGUUCGCAGGUUUGAUGAACAGAUCCCAUCCCUCAGGGCAGUGAAGCAGCUUACUUACCAAAGUGGAGACGUCCCUGUGGUCUUUGCACUAGUAGACAAUGGAGACAUUGCCUUCUACUCGUUUAAGGAGCUCAAGCUGCCAACUGAUGUAUAUCCUUGACCUUGCUGCUGAAAUUUGGGACUGGUAUGCAUUUAUACAAAAUUUUACUCAGGACUUCUGCUUUGUUCAUCUGGAUAAUACAUUAAAUCUCCAACUACUAACCCUGUACUAAUUCCAUGCAACAGGAACCCGCCUAUGCACAAAAACAAAGAGCAGUUCAAAUUAGGGGUGUUGGAAAAAUUCUCAACAUGCUUAAAUAAGUUCAGAUUUCUGACCUGUGGAUUCUGCAGCAGAUCAGCUCUUCUCAAGUUAUGUGGACUUGCAGACCAUUUUUUGAUUUUACCAAAAAUGAGCACUUCCCUCAUAGGCUAAAGCAUGAAGACAUGCAUUUGGAAGGAUUUGCACAUUUUUCACAAUAUGCAGUUUGCACUGUUUCAGUUUGCACAAAUGCAUAUGAAACAAUUUGUGCAGUAUCAUCAAUGAGUAGACAAUGAAACAAAAGGGAGCUGACAGUGCACCAAAGAGAGAGAGUACAUUUAACAGCAUCUCUAUAGCCCUAGUUGAAAUACAUACACACGGUAUUUCCUGGACAAAGACGCAACUGUUCAUUUAAUCCCAAACUUAAUAUGCUCCCAAAUUUGAGCCUGAUUGGUUUUCUAUUCUUAGGGACCUAUAGAAAAAGCACCAUUAUGCUUCUGCCAAUCCAGAAUGGUGCCUCGUGGUCUACCAAGUUGCAGAGCCCAGGAAGAAGCCGUCACUAUUACAUUAUGGUUGCUUCAAGUACAGCCAAUCAAUGGCUCAUAGACCAUCAGUUGUGUGGUUUUUUUUUCUUUCAUUCUGCUGCAGGAAAGGAAACUAAAAUACAGAGUAUCUGCAGAAUCCACAGAUGUAUACCUUUUUCUUCUGAGCAGUUCCAUAUAUUUAGCAGACCUGAAUUAUUUUAUGCUCAGAUCAUCAUAGUCUGCCAUGAUCUGCUCUUGCUUUCCAGCAUCUCUCCUGGUUGAUAUUCCUUGUUGAGAAUCAUCAUCUGUAUUACCAGGUUUAUUUAUAACGUUUGAAGCCUUUUUCAGAUACCAGCUUUCUCACUUUCUUUACUGUGAUAUUGCCAUGGUAGUUGGACCAGGCAGUGUUGUCAAGAUAAAAAGGACUGGAGUUUUUUUCUGUUAAGGAAUAACUUCCAUGAAGAAUUUUACAGAGAAAUUUUAGGGGCAGUUUUAUUUUAGUACGCCUCGGCUGAUAAUUUGAGACUAAGAUGCUAAAGCAAUAAAAUACAGUUUAUUGUAUUAA
This is a messenger RNA of Varanus komodoensis (Komodo dragon), 2855 nucleotides long. RefSeq names its product tRNA splicing endonuclease subunit 54 (gene TSEN54). Gene Ontology annotation, cellular component: tRNA-intron endonuclease complex. The transcript is spliced from 10 exons. Gene Ontology annotation, biological process: tRNA-type intron splice site recognition and cleavage. The record is from RefSeq and is a predicted model, not a curated record. The coding region runs from base 366 to 1628 and encodes 420 amino acids. NCBI's taxonomy places the organism in Eukaryota, Metazoa, Chordata, Lepidosauria, Squamata, Varanidae.